This is a messenger RNA of Penicillium canariense, 1377 nucleotides long. Its product is annotated as putative mitochondrial carrier protein. Bases 1 to 1377 code for a protein of 458 amino acids. Lineage: Eukaryota; Fungi; Ascomycota; Eurotiomycetes; Eurotiales; Aspergillaceae. The transcript is spliced from 2 exons. The record is from RefSeq and is a predicted model, not a curated record. Gene Ontology annotation, biological process: mitochondrial transmembrane transport.
AUGUCGCCCGGGCUGGAUCUCUCUGCAACUUCGAACCACCCUAGCGCUCCUAGGGGUGUCCGUGGACCCGACCUCGACUCCUCCACGGAAUCACUAUGGACAUCCCAUUUUGACGAAUCUUCGACAAUGACGUCCACAGCACCGACGGGCGUAGCCCCGACUCCCAGCGUCAAUUCUCCAGCCCCAACAGAGAAUAUCUCACUUGGACAACGCAUGGUCUCUGCGACCGCGGGGAAUAUCUUGACCGGUUUGCUAGUAACUCCCCUGGACGUCGUGCGCGUACGGUUACAAUCUCAGUCGAAGACCACCCUCGCCUCUCCAUUUACCACACAUACGACACAAACUCUCAAGAACCUUCCUCCGAACCUCGGGAUUACCGCCUGUUGCCGUGAAGUGUUUUGGGUCGGAGAUAAUGCGCAAAUCUGCAUGCUCGGACCGCAAGGUGGCGUGAUCGGGAGCCAGGCACAUCCAGCCAUUGAUUGUGCUGUGGAGGAAACGCAGCGACGGACUUUUACCUCGACCUUUGAUGGGCUCCGGAAGAUUGCUCGGAACGAGGGUGUCUGGACGUUAUGGCGCGGACUCAGUCCAACUCUAAUGAUGGGGAUUCCGGCGAACAUCAUUUACUUUGCUGGAUACGACUGGCUGCGGGCGGAUGACCGCAGUCCCAUCAAGAAGAACGUGGCGGAUGUGUAUGCGCCGUUCGUUGCGGGUGCCAUCGCUCGUACAGCCGCCGCAGCGGCCACGAGUCCGGUCGAGAUGUUCCGGACAAGGCUGCAGGCUACGCCGGGCCAUGGCGCGGGCCACUUCAAGGCCACAUUGGAAGGAAUUCACCAAAUGACGAAGGCGAGGGGCUAUACGUCUUUGUGGCGAGGGUUGUCGCUCACCAUGUGGCGCGACGUGCCCUUUUCUGGUCUAUACUGGUGGGGUUAUGAGAAGGUGAAGCACGCGCUGGAGAAUACACGGCAGAGUGCGCCGUAUCUCUCCGGCUCGGACAUGGAGUCACCUUCCAGUGCGACGGCCUUUUUUGAGAGCUUCAUUGCAGGCGCCACCUCGGGAUCGGUGGCGGCAUUGGUAACGACGCCUUUCGAUGUGGGCAAGACGAGGCAGCAGGUCUUCCGACACAUGGAUGACCAUGUCCCAACGAGUGCCGGCCAACGUCCAUCUAUUUCUCCCAAAUCCAUCGUCCCCGAGCAACUCUCCCUUCCAAAAUUCCUUCUGCACAUCCUCCGCGAAGAAGGCACGGCCGGUCUGUUCAGGGGCUGGGCAGCACGCUGCCUAAAGGUCGCCCCGGCCUGCGCGAUCAUGAUCUCGACCUAUGAGCUCGGCAAGCGCAUGGCUCGCGAGGUGAACGAGCGGCGGCACACUGAAAGCUCCUAA